AUGUCCUGUGGAUAUGACCUACUGAGGGAGCUCCUCUACAUGGAUUGCAAGUGCAGUGGGAGGCCGAGUGUUGGAGGGGAGAAGGUGACACCAACCACAGCUGGAGAGGUACCAGAAGAUCUCGCUGUCGCUCAUGGCACUUCAAACUGUGUGCCCACAGCUGGGAUCCAGAGCAGAGCAAGCCCUGCUCUGCCUAUCCAGCCUACGAUUGAGGGGCAAAUUGAAGCUGAAACACCAGAAGUAUCGCAGCUCUCAACCCAGCAGCAUAUAGAAAGCUGCAAUCCUCAAGGCUCUCCGACUAAGAUGGCCCCUUUGAUGAAGGCUGAAGUGCUGGUCCUAUUCCAGCUUGCAAAUCGAAAUGCUGAAGUGUAUCGACCAGGUAGCAAGACUGGGUUUUGGUCCCAUCUUCAAGAGGACUUUGCGAAGGAAACCGGCAAGCAGCAUAAGAGCCUUCACCGAGUAUUACGCCGGGAAACUGAAAGGAGGAGGGCAUACCUUGACAGUCUUAGGACUGGUCAGACAGACAGCGAGAGCGAAUUGACUGUCCAGAUUGAUAACUGGAUUGACGUUGUUGGUGAGGAGGAGCGACUUAAUAAGGAGCGAAGUGAGGCAGCAAAUACUGUUCUAACUUUGUCACAGUGGGCGCAGGAUAUCCGAGACUCACUCUCUGUAGCCAUUGCAGCAAAGAGGAAAUACCAGAGGAAUCCUCCAAAAAGUCAUGAUAAGUCUAUUGCCAAAGAGCGCGGGUGUCAUACUGACAUUCGUUGCACUCAGUUUGCUAUCAAACUCAAGAGCAAACUUAGAAAUCUCCUCCUCAAACCUACAAGUCACCAUACAUAUCUUGGCUUAUCACACCAACAACAGAAGCAAUACUACUCAACGAUUGCUGCAAACUCUUCUACUACAUCUGUUUAUGCUACAUACAUCACGGCAUAUCAUUUGGACACUCAUUGA
This is a messenger RNA of Pseudogymnoascus destructans, 954 nucleotides long. RefSeq lists its product as uncharacterized. NCBI's taxonomy places the organism in Eukaryota, Fungi, Ascomycota, Leotiomycetes, Thelebolales, Thelebolaceae. The record is from RefSeq and is a predicted model, not a curated record. The transcript has a single exon. The coding region runs from base 1 to 954 and encodes 317 amino acids.